CUCACCUCGGCUAUUCUUAGGCUGUCUGUCCCUCGCCCUCAGCAACUCUGCAGAGGUCCCACAGCACCUGACCCACCCACCCCACACCAACACCACCCCAGGGUGUUUGUCCUGAGAGCUGGGAGCAGACAGGAAGAUAAGCCAGGCCUGACGGAGAAGAAGCUACCACCGAGGCCGACCGGGACAAAAGGAUAUCAGUGGAGGACGGGAACACAGCACCAGGAGGAGAAAACACACAGCAAGCAGGAGUUGUUAGCGGGAGGAGUGUUGACGUUUGACCCAAGAUGAGUUCGUACACAGUGACUCUGAAUGGCCCUGCUCCAUGGGGCUUCAGACUACACGGAGGAAAGGACUUCAACAUGCCACUCACCAUCUCCAGGAUAACUCCGGGGAGCAAGGCGGUGGGCGGCAGCUUGGCCCAGGGCGACAUCAUCUCAGCCAUCGAUGGGGUCACCACCGAGGGGAUGACGCACAUGGACGCCCAGAACAAGAUCAAGUCUGCCUCCAACACACUGGCACUCACCAUGCAGAAAUCAAGACGUGCAGCAGCAUUUUCAACUCCAAGAAUGGACUCCCCCAUGCCAGUCAUCCCCCACCAGAAGGAUUUAGAGGUCGGGCCUAAACAUUUCGGAGAGGAAGUUCAAAUGCUCCAAGUUGGUAAAAAAGACCCCGAUCUCCUAUCGACCCCGGUCAAAACCUCUGCCUCCUCCUCACCGUCUGCCCUAUCUCCACCCGGCCAGGCGGGGCAGUACAAUUCCCCAGUUGGCCUUUACUCUGCUGAAACUCUCAGAGAAAUGAGGAUGAUGCAGGGCAAUUUAGGACAGGGGUCGACAGCUUCCUUGGGAGUUUCAUCACUGUGUGGAUCUCUGCCCAUCAAGGACCCCGUGGUAGACUGUGCAUCUCCAGUUUACCAGGCAGUGAUCAGGCCAUUAGGAGAUACGAACGAUAGUCUAUCUGAAUGGGCUCGUCGUGCUGCCAAUCUGCAGUCCAAGAGCUUCAGGAUGCUGGCCCACAUCACUGGAACUGAAUACCUGCAAGACCCAGAUGAGGAGGCCCUGGCGAAGUCGAGAGAGAAGUUUGAGUCAGAGGUGAAAGGUCCCCGCUUUGCCAAGCUGAAGAACUGGCACCAAGGACUGUCUUCACAGAUCCUCAACGUCCAGGAAUAAAGGAGGAAAAAGAACAGGAGGACAUGUAAAGGAAGACAUGGACAAAAGCACAGGAGUAAAAAGGAAAAGGGGAUAAGUUAUGGAAGGAUAAAAAAAGGAACAGGAGGAGGAGGAAACUCCUCAGGAAUGUGAGAUAGUGUUGUAGCCUAGAUUAGUAUGUGAGAUAUUAACUGUUAGUGUGAGAAUGCUAUGUGUUCAUAAGCUCAAUAUUACCUGUCAAAUGUAUCCGUCCGCUGCUAAACCUGAUCUCGAUUUGGGUUUCUCUUUCUCUCUUUUUUUCAGUUUGUUUUAGUUCUGUCUCUCUUAAAUCAAAGGGAAAUUGUACAAAAAAUAAUCAAAUGAAAAUGCAGAACUGAUGUUUCUUUUAGUACAUAAACGGCAUUCACAAACAUAUGAGUUUUAACACUAAGCAUGCUUGUGAGAAAGCAAAAGAUGCACACAUAGAGAUUUACCGACAUGCACAAAUACAGUAUGUAAAAAUGCACUCACAAAUGUACUUAUAUCAAUGUGAAUAAAUGUUUUCUUAAAACCAAA
Molecule: messenger RNA, 1700 nt
Organism: Trematomus bernacchii (emerald rockcod)
Lineage: Eukaryota; Metazoa; Chordata; Actinopteri; Perciformes; Nototheniidae
Gene: ldb3b
Product: LIM domain binding 3b
Exons: 8
Coding region: 285-1166 (293 amino acids)
Biological process (GO): actin cytoskeleton organization; heart development; muscle structure development
Cellular component (GO): Z disc; filamentous actin; adherens junction
Molecular function (GO): actin binding; muscle alpha-actinin binding
Source: RefSeq, a predicted model, not a curated record